Drosophila willistoni is the source of this 1100-nucleotide messenger RNA. RefSeq names its product cell wall protein DAN4. The transcript is spliced from 3 exons. Gene Ontology annotation, molecular function: chitin binding. Bases 197 to 1057 code for a protein of 286 amino acids. Gene Ontology annotation, cellular component: extracellular region. The record is from RefSeq and is a predicted model, not a curated record. NCBI's taxonomy places the organism in Eukaryota, Metazoa, Arthropoda, Insecta, Diptera, Drosophilidae.
CAUCUACUACCGUGCUACACGAAGUGAUUAGCUUAAGUGGAAACCGAAAUGAUUCUAUGUACAUGAAUCUUUAUGAUGGCGUCGACAUUGAAGAGAUAACAUUAGCCCUGGUCUCUAUGGUCGUCAAUCAUAAAGAUAAAUGUUUUCUUUAUAAGGCAAGGAACAGUAGUAUGUUCAUUUCAAAUAAAGACUGGAGAUGGCGGUGAACAACAAGCUCCAAUUGACUCUCACUCUGAUUGCCCUCGCGGCAGCCCUGUGUCUAGUUUUCUCACCCACCCAUGUGGAUGGCACUUGCAAUCAGUGCAAAAACGCGCAUACCUGCAUCAACGAGACAUCCUUUCAAAUUUGCUACAAUGGCGUACGCAAUCAAACGUUGAACUUUACCUGCCCCAGCGAUACGCCCAUUUGUACGGAUUAUGCUACAAUCUGUAUGGUAAACUCCACAAGUGUGGUUCGUGGUUGUGGUGAAGUGUCACAGUGUAAUGUUUGUUCGAGUGGAUCAACAUAUGCCUGCACUUCGUUGACAACCUUCGCCAGAUGUAGUGAUGGUCAGCUUACCACGGGCAGAGCCACCUGCGCCUCGAGUUAUGUAUGCAGUACUUCGAAUGCCGCCUCAGAUCCACUCAAUGUUUGUGUGGCACGUUGUGAUGUAGCCGAUGGUGAUAUUUGUGAUCGUGUUGAGGAAGUUGAUGAUUCCACAACAACCGAAACUCCUUCGAAUGUUACAACAACAACAACCGAAACUCCUUCGAAUGUUACAACAACCGACGUCCCGAGUACAACUGACAAUGUGACAAUCUCAACAACUGAAAUCAUUACAACCACCACAACUGCCUCCAGUAUCAUAACUCCCACCGAGUUUUGUGCUGACGCUGCGGCAACUGGUCGCUAUGCCAUACCAAAUGACACUGAAUGCACUAGCUAUCUCUAUUGUUUCUACAAGUCCAAUGGCUGGCAAGCAAUCACCUACAAUUGCACAGCGAGUAAGCCAUAUUUCAAUGCCAAUGCCACGGUUUGUGGCACAACAAAACCAACUUCAGCUAAUUGCACCAUCUAGGUCAAGUCAAAUCCAAAAGCAUUCUUAACUAUGUAUAUAAAUA